AUGCUGUUUUGGCACAGCCAGCCGGAGCACCUGUGGCCCAGCCCCGGGGAACUGUACCCCGGGCCACCAAGCAGCUUGCUCAGGGAGGCCUUGCCCUUGCCCUACCUGAAGCAGGAAGAGCCGCCCAACAUCCCCCGUGCGGAACCGCCCUGCCCCACCUUCCAGUACGUGCUCUGCGCAGCUACCUCGCCAGCUGUGAAGCAGCAGGAGGAGACCCUCACCUACCUGAACCAGGGCCAGUCCUAUGAGGUGAGGAUGCUCUGCAACCCCAAACUGGGCGAUGCCACCCAGGGGCCCCGGCUGCUGAAGAGUGUGGUGCGUGUGGUUUUCCACGACCGGCGCCUGCAGUACACGGAGCAGCAGCAGCUGGAUGGGUGGAGGUGGAGCCGGCCUGGGGACCGCAUCCUGGACAUAGAUGUGCCACUGUCCGUGGGGGUGAUAGAACCCCAAGUGCUACCCUCACAACUCAACACGGUGGAGUUUUAUUGGGACCCGGCCAAGAGGACCUCCCUCUUUCUGCAGGUUCACUGCAUCAGCACUGAGUUCACUCCUAGGAAAAAAGGUGGAGAGAAAGGUGUUCCCUUCCGCCUUCAGAUCGACACUUUCAAGCCCUGUGACAAGGAGCUUUCGCCGGAGCACCUGCAUUCAGCUGGCUGCCUCAUCAAGGUGUUUAAGCCCAAAGGAGCUGACCGGAAACUGAAAACUGACCGGGAGAAGGUUGAGAAACAGCCCGUGCAUGAGAGAGACAAGUAUCAGACAGCCUGUGAGAGCACAGUCUUCAUGGAGUGUUCACCGUGGCCAGAGCCCAGUUCGGGACCCCACCCGCCUCUGAGCCCUCUUGCUCUGACCUCCCCCAACUCCUGCAAGCUCCCCCCGGAGAGGCUCUGCUCCUCACCACCAUUCGCCUUGGACACCUUGGGGGGCAGCCCAGCUCAGGUGAGUCUUUCCUUUCCACACUCCCACACCCCCUAUUGCAAAGCCUUCUCAGCAGUGUCAUCUCACUCUCCAGAAUAG
Globicephala melas (long-finned pilot whale) is the source of this 1014-nucleotide messenger RNA. NCBI's taxonomy places the organism in Eukaryota, Metazoa, Chordata, Mammalia, Artiodactyla, Delphinidae. The record is from RefSeq and is a predicted model, not a curated record.